GAUUGUUGGAAUUGCUUGUAAACUGAAAAUCAUGUAUAAAAACAGAGCCUUUAGUAAGCUCGAACAUCAUUUCUGAUUUCAAAUUUAUCUCCACUGACACUGAACUGAUACUUUGUGAGAACGUUCAAGAUGAAACUCUUUUUAAUUGCUACUCUUUUUGUUUAUUCCCUUAGUGCUCAAGAAUAUACAUAUAGUGAUUUGGAGCCAUUAACAGAUGAAAUUAUUGAUGCAAUCAACGCUUUGAACACAACAUGGAAGGCAGGUAUAAAUUUAAAUGGAUCAAGUUCAGUCCGAAUGGAUGAUUUGGUUUCCACUCAAAACGAUUUAAAUUACACUCAGGAUGCUCAAACUGACGUAUACCCAGCGAUGAAAUUGUCUGUGAACUUCGAUGCUCGUGAAGCUUGGCCUAACUGCACUUCAAUUGGUAAGAUCUAUGACCAAAGAAAAGGUUAUCCUUCAUGGAUCUACACGGCUGUUGGUACAAUUGCUGAUCGCCUUUGCAUCAAACAUGGUGUUCAGAUUGAUGUUGAAGCUACCGUCGAGCAUAUGAUCAAAUCGAAUGUUGGUUCCAACAGUUAUAAUAACAGUGCAAACAUUGGUCAAGCACUGAAAUACUGGGCUAAAAAUGGAGUCUUCACAGUUGAAUCAGUGAAGGAAUCAAGUUGCUUACCAUUUUCACAAAAAUGUCAACCCAACGAAAUCAAACUAAACAGAUAUUUUGCUGUUACCAAUAAUUACGUCAAUUAUGAAGAUAAAAUAAUGAGCUCCAUAACGCUGGAUGGGCCGAUAUCGGCUUACAUGGCAGUUUAUUCAGAUUUUCUCAGCUACAAAUCAGGUGUUUACAAGCGUCUCAGUGACAGAUAUUUGGGAGUUCAAAAUAUAAAAAUCAUCGGUUGGGGAACUGAAAACGGUGUCGAUUAUUUUUUGGCAGUUAAUUCAUGGGGAACUGCAUGGGGUGAAAAAGGUUUCUUCAAGUUCCAACGAGGAACACAACAAUUAGGUCAUGCACCCGUUCCGAUGUUCCCUUCGUUAGAGCCCGUUGAUAUUGUUCAAGACAUUCCCAAAUCAUAUGUUCACGGUCAACUGUUCUACUUGACUAAAUGAUCUUUUGGACUGAAUACAUUCGGAAUAACUUGAGGAAGUUCCUGAAGUUAAUCUUCAAGUUCUAUGUAUUUAUGCAAUAGUAAUUGAUAUUGAAAAAAUAAACUAAUUUACAAUGAAUUUUA
This is a messenger RNA of Tetranychus urticae (two-spotted spider mite), 1226 nucleotides long. Its product is annotated as cathepsin B-like. Lineage: Eukaryota; Metazoa; Arthropoda; Arachnida; Trombidiformes; Tetranychidae. The record is from RefSeq and is a predicted model, not a curated record. Gene Ontology annotation, molecular function: cysteine-type endopeptidase activity. Gene Ontology annotation, biological process: regulation of catalytic activity; proteolysis.